AAACAAAAAUCCAAAGAGUGUAAUCAUGUUCCGUUUGCUGAUCAUAGCGGUCGCCAUUGCCUGUGUCCAGGCCUAUUCCGAGGGUGCGCCUAAAGCUGCUUGCAAGGAUCUGACACCUCAGCAUGGCGCCGAGCUGCAGACGAAGAAACCACCAUAUAGCUUCUCUGGCCCAUCUCAUGUGCGUGGUGAUCAGAAAUUGACUUUGACUUUGGGCGGUGGAGAGUUCCUUGGCUUCAUAAUCCAAGCUCGUGAUGGCCAGAAUCGUGUUGUGGGCAAAUUUGAGGUUGUCGAUGGUGUACACUCUCAGACAUUAGAUUGCUCCGGUCCGGCCGAUACACUGACCCAUCUGAAGGCCACCAAGGGCAAACCAUUGAGUGGACUCGAAUUCAAAUGGACUGCACCAGAAGGCUACAAGGGCAAUGUGAAAUUCAUGGCUACCGUGGUGGAGACCGGUUUUGUCUAUUGGGUGGGACGCGUCACCAAGGAUAUCGAUGUGGAGUAAUUUGUGAUAGAUCAGCAAAAAUAUUUCAUGGUUUUUGUAAUGAAUUAAGAUUUUCAGUUAUGUUUCUAGAGAACAGUAUUCAGACUGUGAGUGUGAAAUAAAAAGAGAUCAGAUUUUAAGCAAAUGCUUGAAAAUCAAUGUAAAAUCAA
Molecule: messenger RNA, 651 nt
Organism: Drosophila willistoni
Lineage: Eukaryota; Metazoa; Arthropoda; Insecta; Diptera; Drosophilidae
Gene: l(2)34Fc
Product: defense protein l(2)34Fc
Exons: 2
Coding region: 26-502 (158 amino acids)
Molecular function (GO): oxidoreductase activity, acting on metal ions
Source: RefSeq, a predicted model, not a curated record